CUAUCUUGACGAUCUGCUUCGACGUGGAAAGAAAGUAGAGCACCUGCAUGAACGACUCGUGAAACACUGUAGAUGAAUCCUUGACGGAUGCGAGCCUAUAAGAGACACAAGUCCCGCACUCGUGUGAAUCUCCUCGCACUUUCUUCUUCAACACCUCAAUCAAACACCACGAAAUAUCAUGGGCAGACAAGAGACCAUCCAAAUACACCCCAUGUGCUGGGAAGAUGAGCCUGACACGCAGGCAAUCUCACUGAGCGCCUUCGACCAUCUCAUGCCCCGCAUCUAUGUUUUGAUAGCUCUUGUCUUCGCUCUUGAUGCUUCUGUCAAUACAUCGGAGAUCAUUGAACAUCUCAAAGCUGGAUUAGAAAUCACCGUGGCUCAGUUUCCUGCUCUGGCGGGAACAUUGCAGACGAAUGAGAAAGAUGGUAGUCUAUGGGUGGAGAGGAAGAAAGAAAAUACAGUGGAUAUGAUUGUCAACUGGCAGAAUGGAGAGGAAGAUACUGAAUGGCCGACUUAUCGAGAGUUGGCAAGGAGAGGAUUUCCUGCUGCCAUGUUGGAGGGAGAUAAAUUGCUUCCUCGAGCCGUGACGGCCAAGCAGCUCUUCCGAGGUGAUAACGAUGAGAAAGAUACACCUGUUUCCACCUUCCAAGUCAACUUCAUCAGGGGCGGUUUGAUUCUGGGCAUUGGUGUUCAUCAUUCCGUCUCUGAUGGACCUGGCUGCGAUGGCUUUCUAUCUCAAUGGGCGGAAAACACUCGUGCUAUCAAGGACGGAAACCGUCUUCCUCGCUUCAACCCAAUGAACCUCGAUCGCUCACGUCUAAACUCAACCGCCACGCCAACUACCACACGCAUGCAAGAGUUGAGCGAAAAACUCCCUGCUUUCCGUCUCGUCAAAGAGCCACCCACACUAUCUGAAAGUUUCAUCAUGCCCUCUUUCUCACCAACAAUGUACCACUUCCACAAGCAGAGAUGCGAGCGAUUGAAAAACGAUUGCAAACCUUCAAAUCCAGAUGCAUGGGUUUCAACCUACGACUGCAUAAUGGCAGUUCUCUGGCGCGCAACCACCCGCGCCAAAAUCCCCAUGCUCACACCAGACAUGGACAAGAAAAUCAAUCUCACCCAUGCUGUCAACAAUCGCAAGAUCCUAGAUCCGCCACUGCCGGAUAGAUAUCUGGGUAAUGCGGUUUCGUUGGCUCAAGUCACGCCCACAGCUAUCAAAGAUGUUAUUGCGGAAGAUGCACUCCCUGCUAUCGCUCUCGCAAUACGCAGUUCGAUCUCUAGGAUAACACCACAGAGUAUCCAGGAUUUAGCAGAAUGGGUGGCAGGGACAGAAAACAAGUCACAUAUCAGCAUCAAUGUCGACGCAUUUCUAGGAAUGGAUCUAGCUGCGACAAGUUGGCAGCAAAUGACUUCAUACACACAGCAGGACUUUGGAUUUGGAGUGCCCAAGGCUGUGAGGUUUCCGAAGCCGGAUUGGGAGGGGUAUGUUUUUGUGUAUCCGGAGAGGGAGGAAGGUGUGGAGGUUUGUGUGCUGCUUGAGGAUGCAUGUCAGGGGAGGUUGAGGGAGGAUGAGGAGUUAGGGAGGUAUGCUAGUUUGAUGGAGUGAAUGGUUGGUUUUAUUUGGGUAGAGACUGUGGUAUGUAGGGAGGAAUAACAGACUAAGGAUAUUGGAUGA
Aureobasidium pullulans EXF-150 is the source of this 1675-nucleotide messenger RNA. RefSeq lists its product as uncharacterized. The record is from RefSeq and is a predicted model, not a curated record. Bases 179 to 1606 code for a protein of 475 amino acids. The transcript has a single exon. Lineage: Eukaryota; Fungi; Ascomycota; Dothideomycetes; Dothideales; Saccotheciaceae.